CAGAUAUCGGAUAUUGUUAUCGACCAUGAAAACACCUACCUACACAGCCACAUUUCCUUUACUCUGGACUGGAAAAGCAACCAUCGAGGUGACUCUUCUUCAUCCCAGUGAGGCCGUGACAGUAAUAAGAAGACUGAACAAAGACAAUCCAGACAGAGUUUACUUUAAAAGUGUUUUCCGCCUAAAUUCCAUCUCUGAAACCAUGAACUGUAAUUUCUGCCUGCGACCCACCAAACUGCCAGUGUGUGACUUCACCGACCUGCGCACGGGGGAACCAUGGUUCUGCUUCAAGCCAAAACAGCUGGGCUGUGAAAGCAGAAUCAGCCAUUCCAUGGGAGGAUAUCGAGAUAAAAUAUACCCUGGUGAAGAAAAGGUUUUCCAAAUUGGUGUCAACAUGAAAGUGAAACUGAGAUCUGAAGGACCAGCGUUUGUGAACGUGCUGCCACAGAGGAAUGUUCAGUCAGAGAGGAACAGAACCGUAGAGAACUUGGGACAUUCUGGAUAUUACUACCGUGGAGAGUGGCAGGCCCUGGAUGGGACCAGAGUUCAGCAUUUUCAAAAGCCUGCUGCCAUGAGUAAAUGUCUCCAAGGAAAGAAGAUCUACAUGUUUGGAGACUCCACUGUCAGACAGUGGUAUGAAUACCUUGUUGAAAAACUGCCAGGUCUGGUGAAUUUUGAUUUCCACAAUGGCCCAAAGACCGGACCGUACAUGGCGACCGACAUUGCAAACAACAUCUUCAUGCUCUACCAGGUCCAUGGUCUGCCCAUACGUAUACGACCCAUCUCAGUCAGCAAGGUUCGAUACGUUGCCAAUGAGCUGAACUCCAGAGGAGCAAACACCGUUGUAAUUUUGGGUAUCUGGGCUCACUUCGCUUCAUUACCUGAUGAGGUUUACCUCAGGAGACUGCAGCGCAUCCGCAACGCUGUUGUGCAAUUGUUGAACAGGUCUCCAGGCACACUGGUUAUUAUUCGCACUGGAAACAUCAAAGACCUGUCUGCUUCUAGAGCAGUAUUCAACAGUGACUGGUCCACCAUGCAGCAGAAUAAGAUACUUCGAGCUGUGUUCCACAGAGUGAAUGUUCGCUGGGUGGAUGCCUGGGAGAUGACAUUGGCACAUGAUGCCAGGUUUCUGCUUCACCCCCUGCCCCCUAUUAUCAAGAACAUGGUGGAUGUGGUCCUGUCCUACAUCUGUCCUCUGAAGGAGGGAAAGGUGCUUGGUGGCAAGAGCGCUGUGGCCGUUUCCUGAACACAACUGCUUAGAAAUGGGCUCCAAUGAAAGAGGAAGCAUGGACUAAACCAAAGAAGCCUGAUGGACUCUGGGAGGCAUGUGAGACUGCUGUCUCUGACAUGUUGACUGUACCUGAGAACCAUGUGGAAUUGA
This is a messenger RNA of Synchiropus splendidus (mandarinfish), 1381 nucleotides long. Its product is annotated as NXPE family member 3-like. The record is from RefSeq and is a predicted model, not a curated record. NCBI's taxonomy places the organism in Eukaryota, Metazoa, Chordata, Actinopteri, Syngnathiformes, Callionymidae.